Molecule: messenger RNA, 6136 nt
Organism: Balaenoptera ricei (Rice's whale)
Lineage: Eukaryota; Metazoa; Chordata; Mammalia; Artiodactyla; Balaenopteridae
Gene: SHISA7
Product: shisa family member 7
Exons: 5
Coding region: 261-1958 (565 amino acids)
Biological process (GO): regulation of short-term neuronal synaptic plasticity; regulation of AMPA receptor activity
Cellular component (GO): AMPA glutamate receptor complex; postsynaptic density; postsynaptic membrane
Source: RefSeq, a predicted model, not a curated record
CCUUUCUCCUUCCGCGGUGUCUGGACAUCCUUCUGUUGCUCCCCCAUCACCGUGCACUGUCCCGUGGGACUGCCAACUUUGGGCCCAUGCAUGUCCCCUCCAUCUUUUCUGUUUCCUGGUUUGUGUCUCUCCGUCCUUCUACCUUCCCUUAGCCUGCCUUCCUCAUCAUCUCCGGCCCCCAUCUCCACAUUUCUCCACCUCUGGCCAUCUUUCUCCCGCCCACCGUUCCAGCCUCGGUUCUCCCCCAGCCUGGCUGCCCCAUGCCGGCCCUCCUGCUCCUCGGGACCCUCCUGCUCCUGGCCUCGACUACCGGCCAGGCUGGGGCGCGCCCGUCCAACGCCACAAGCACCGAACCCCCGGGCCCGCUGCCCGCCCUGCUGGCGCACCUGCGGCGCCUGACCGGGGCGCUGACCGGCGGCGGGGGCGCGGCGGGCCCGGGGGCCAACGGCACCAGGACCAGCACCCCGAGCUCGGCCGGCGCGGCGGCACGGGCGCCCCCUCCUGCCGAGCUCUGCCACGGCUACUACGAUGUCAUGGGCCAGUACGACGCCACCUUCAACUGCAGCACUGGCUCCUACCGCUUCUGCUGCGGCACCUGCCACUACCGCUUCUGCUGCGAGCACCGCCACAUGCGCCUGGCGCAGGCCUCCUGCUCCAACUACGACACGCCGCGCUGGGCCACCACGCCGCCGCCACUGGCCGGGGGCGCCGGGGGCGCCGGGGGUGCGGGCGGGGGACCCGGGCCCGGCCAGGCCGGGUGGCUGGAAGGGGGCCGGGCGGGUGGCGCCGGGGCGCGUGGGGGCGAGGGCCCAGGGGGCAGCACGGCCUACGUGGUGUGCGGGGUCAUCAGCUUCGCCCUGGCCGUGGGCGUCGGCGCCAAAGUGGCCUUCAGCAAGGCGUCCCGUGCGCCCAGGGCCCACCGGGAGAUCAACGUACCCAGGGCUCUGGUGGACAUUCUGAGGCAUCAGGCGGGGCCUGGGACCCGCCCGGACCGGGCACGAAGCAGCUCCCUAACCCCGGGGGUCGGGGGUCCAGACAGCAUGCCCCCGAGGACGCCCAAGAACCUCUACAACACCGUGAAGCCCUCCAAUCUCGAUAAUCUGCACCACAACUACCUGCACCUCAGCGUCAACAGCCCCAAACACCACGCUGCCACUCUGGACUGGCGGGCCAUUCCGCCGCCCAGCCCCUCCUUGCACUACUCCACGCUGUCCUGCUCUCGGUCCUUCCACAACCUCUCGCAUCUGCCCCCGUCCUACGAGGCCGCUGUGAAAUCUGAACUCAACCGCUACUCCUCCCUCAAGAGGCUGGCCGAGAAGGAUCUGGACGAGGCCUACCUGAAGCGCCGGCACCUGGCGGAGGUGCCCCGCGGGACGCUGCCCCUGCAUGCGCUGCGGCGACCUGGCACAGGGGGCGGCUAUCGCAUGGAUGGCUGGGGUGGCCCCGAGGAGCUGGGCCUGGCGCCCGCACCCAACCCACGGCGCGUCAUGUCCCAGGAGCACCUACUGGGCGACGGGGGCCGGGCACGCUAUGAGUUCACACUGCCACGCGCGCGCCUCGUGUCACAGGAGCACCUGCUCCUGUCGUCCCCCGAGGCCCUGCGCCAGAGCCGCGAGCACUUGCUGUCACCCCCGCGCAGCCCCGCGCUGCCCCCCGAGCCCGCCGCCCGCGCCAGCCUGGCCGCCUCCCACUCCAACCUGCUGCUGGGGCCUGGGGGGCCCCCCACACCGCUGCACGGGCUGCCCCCGCCGCCCGGCCUGCACGCGCACCACCACCACCACGGCCUGCACGGCUCGCCGCAGCCCGCCUGGAUGUCAGACACCGGCGGAGGUGGGGGCACGCUGGCCCGCAGGCCGCCCUUCCAGCACCAGGGCACGCUGGAGCAGCUGCAGUUCAUCCCCGGCCAUCACCUGCCCCAACACCUCCGCACUGCCAGCAAGAAUGAGGUGACUGUCUGAGUGUCUGAGGUCGGGCCAGGGGCUUGGGGGCUGCAGCCUGGGGCCCCCAUCCCAGCCUGCAUCCCCCAACACACUCCAGGGGCCUGGGACCAGAUCUGCAGUGGCCGGGAGGGCUGCCUCCAAGGACACUGUUUUGGAUGAAAUCAUCACCAGACACAAAGCUUCCUUCUGCGAUGUCACGGCAGAUGAGACCCCUCCUCCUAUGUCACAGUUUGAGGCAGGACCUCCUUCCCAUGACGUCAUCACAGAGGAAGAGGCCUGUAUGUGAGGUCAUCACUAGCGAAAAUGUCUUUGUUCAUCACAGGGACAAAACCUCCUUCCCAUGAGGUCAUCACAGAGGAAAAGGCCCACCCUUAAGGUCAUCACUAGAGGCCAUGUCUAUGCUCCAUGGUGUCAUCACACAGACUUCCCUCCUGUGAUGUCAUAAGAGGAACAAUGCCUUUGUCCUAUGACAUCAUCCCUAGAGACAGAGUCCUUCCUAUGAUGUCACUGCACAGAUAAAUCUCAUCCUUAUGAUGUCAUCUCUGGCACCAAAAGGCCUCUUUUGACAUCAUCAUCACCAGGAAAAUAUUUUCUUCCAAAGAAGAUGCCUUUGUCUUUGAAGUCACCACUACAGACAAAGCCAUCUUCCUGGGACGCAUCACAGGGGAAAGAGCCUCACCAGCUGUGUCCUCACUAGACAUAAGGCCUCCUUUCUACGACAUCAUCACAGGGACUCUGCUUCCUUCCUGUGAUGCCAUCGCCAGAGAAGGUGCCUUGCCCUAUGAUGUCAUCAGAGGGACUGUGCCUUUUCCGUGAUGUCAUCAGCAGAGAUGGCAGCCCACUCUGGGGACAUCUCCAAGACGAGGCCCCUUCUGCAAUGUCACCACCAGACUCUGCCUGCUCCGAGAUCACACACGCCGUGAGACACCUCCACUGCCUGCUCCGAGAUCACACACGCCGUGAGACACCUCCACUGCUGCUGCCAAGUCCCGGCGCGGCAGGGCACACCCAGAGUCCGUGACUAUCCUGCUGGGUCACCAGAGAAGGUGCCCUGUCCUGAGGUGUCAUCUAGGGCUGUCCUCACUGGGGAGGCUGCCCCGGCGGAGAGGUCUCUGCCACAGAUGACAGUCCGUCUGUGGAUUGUUGGCAGUGGCCCUGCCCCAGCUGAGGCUCUGCCCCAGUGCUGUGAUGUCAUCACCAGAGACACUGCCUGCUCUGGAAGGCCAUUACUUGUAAUGGUAUCACCAGAGUUUCUGCCUUGUCCCACCAUGACUUGGCUUGGUCACUCCUUCCCCUGACCCUAGAGACAUGCCCUGCGGGAUUUCCACCAGAACCUCACCUAAAGGGUGGUUGGGCCACGGGUCCUGUGUGACUCCUGGAGGACAGCACUCCCAGACUGGCUUCUGCUCCCACGGAGGCCACUCUGGCCCACCAGGCUCCUGGAGUCCUGGGACUCAUAGGUGGCGCUACUUCUCUCUGCCGUCACUACAGACAUCAUCACCUCUGUAAACAAAGUCCUGGCCUCCUGCUGGGGGUGGGGGGAGGUGGGGGUAUGCCUGCUAUUGAUUUAGCUGAUGACAUCAUCAGCACCACAAGACUUCCACCACUCCUGGUGGUAAGUUGCACCUGGGGUCCAGUGUUAACCAUGCCUGAUGAUGACAUCAUUUCCCAGGAUUCCCUUUGACCUAUGGUGUAUUCAUCUCGCAGGAUCCACCACAACUAGGAUAUCAUUCUCUUCCAGGAUUUACCAUAACAACAGUGUCACCUUCUCCCGAGGUUUCCUAUAGCCAAUGGUGUCAUCAUCUCCCAUGAUUCUCCACAACCAUGGUGUCAUCAUCGCCCAGGAUUCUCCACAACCAUGUGUCAUCAUCUCCCAGGAUUCACCACAGCUGAUGAUGUCAUCACCUCCCAGAAUCCGCCAUGACCAACGGUGUCAUUACCUUCCAGAAUCCACUAUAGCUGAUGGUAACAUCUUCUACCAGGAUCCACGAAGACUGAUGAUGCCACAAUCUCCCAUAGUACCCCGUAAUUGUGGUGUCAUCAUCUCACAGGAUCCACUUCAAUCAUGAUGUCUGCAUGCCCCAGGAUCCAGCACAGCCAUGGUGUCAUCACCUCCCAAGAUCCACUUUAAUCAUGGUAUCAUCAACCUCCCAGGAUCUGCUUCAACCAUGACGUCUUCAUGCCCCAGGAUCCAGCACAGCCUUGGUGUCAUCACCUCCCAGGAUUCAACUCAGCAGUGAUGUCACCACCUCCCAGCAGCCAUGAGAGUCAAUGGUGUCCCAGAACCCAUGACACCCAACAGUGUCAUCAUCUCCCGGGAUCCAUUUCCGCCAUGGUAUCACCAUCUACUGGAAUCCACCAUAACCAUGGCAUCAUCAUUUCCCAGGAUCCAGGACACCCAAUGAUGUCAUUUAGCAGGAGCCACUUCAACCACGUAUCAUCACCUUCCAGGAUCCAUCAGCUUGGGAGCCAAGUACUACGACAGCUGUAUUUCAGUUGUCUUCUGGGGUCACCUACCAUUGUUCCCUUAAGAGGAACCAGCACAAUACACAUCAUUUUCCCAUUCCCUCAAAAAUGGAGUGGGAUGGGGCCCCCUCUGAUGACAUCAUCCUACUCUGGCCCUUCCUGAUGAUGUCACUGCUGUGCUCCUGACUUAGGCUGACGCCUGCCUGCAUCAACCGCACCACAGACUUGGCCUUGGCCAGUCCUCCAUCUCCCCCUGGUGAGGGCAUCCAGGUCCCUCCUGAUAACUGCCCUUCACCCAACCAUCUGAUCGGUGACAGGGUCAACAAAGAGACCUCUUAUCAUCACCAGAGGGGGGGCUUUCCAGUCCUCAGGUGAUGUCACUGCCCCUUGCCCAAUCCCUGUUACCUGGAUCCCCACCCAGAGCUGCACUGCAUUGGCUUGGGCCAAACUCUCCCUAGAGACCCCCCCUGGGCUGGGCCAACAGCUGCCGACCUCCCUGAGGCCUUCAGUGGUUUUCUCUGCUGCCCUGGUCGUGGGGCAGGCACGUCUGGAGAGCCACGGCCACUGCCAGUGCCACCUGUGGGGGCGGGGGGGGGGUGCUCUGCAUCAGCCCAAGAUGGCAGAGAAGCAGCAUUCUCUCCUUCAUCUCCCCCUCACACACAGGGGAGCCUCUGGGUUUCGGGGAUUCCCCAACACCCAACGCACAAUUUGCCCCCAAUUCUCUCUGUAUAUAGCCAUGUUCUGGGGCGGCCAUUCCCCCACUCUUAAAGGGCUACAUGCCCCCUCUCCCAGCCCCCAGGGCGAGGUGAGGGGGCCUCUUCUCCCUCCCCUGGGCCGUCCCCCUCCCUCUCCUCUCUCCCCACAAAUCCUGGCACCUCAGCUCAUCCCUUCUCAUCAGGAGCCUGGGGCAGAUAACUGACCCUCAGCUCCCACCACACUGACGAAACUGAGGGGUGACCCCCAAUCUACCAGGGCCCCAGUGCCAGUUUGCCGGGUUUUCAACUCCACGCUUACAGCUGCUCCUGUGGGUUCCCCCAAUCCCUUUGAGGGCCUCACCACGCCCAGUGUCCCUAUGGCAGACUGUGACUUCCCCCAAAAGGAGCCAGCUUGGGCGCCUACCCCUCCCAGACCCCUCCCCUCUGCUCACCACCCUCAAGGAGCCCUCAGCUUUCUCCAGCCCCCAGAACUGGGGGAUUCGGGGCCUUUCAGCUUUUGUAUGCCCCCCUCAACUUGCUCUUUCCCGGCCUGGAUUCCAAGUAUCUUGCCCCCUCCCCCCACUCACUUGACACAGGCUGCCUGACCCUGGGGCCUUGACCUCUUAUCUCAAAUAAGCCAUAGUAGGGAGAGGUCUCGAGGUGGGUGAGGAAGUGGGCAUGUCCUGCCAGAUCCCCUUGAUGCUUCCAGAGCUGGGACCUCGCCAUCUGAGUCUUCCCCCACCAGCCCCCACCACCUCAUAAAUGCAUACACAGGCUUGUGCGUACGUACACACACACACACACACACACACACACACACACACACUCCCAUUCCAGUGAGGGGGCAGUGGAGGGCGGUACAGAAAGAAGAAGAUCAAUUCUGGACCAAAAGAACUUCCAAAGCUCUGCCUGCUUCCUUAUCCCUACCCACCCUAUUCCUCCCCCCAACACCGGACUCUUGCCCCAGUUCCUUGGUGAGGACAGCCAGCCGAGCUGCAAGUUGGUAUUUUUUUGAAUAAACAGAUGUUUUCCUGA